AACCCCUUAUGCGUGAAUAAAGUACGCAUACCUAAGAUUAGGUAGGUACCAUAUACCUGAAUUGGGUGCGCUCCUUGGCAUGACCUUCGGCCGCAACGACCUAUUACUCCGUAGGUGUUAAUCCGUUUCUCAUCAUCCGACUGCCUGCGAUUAUGUCACUGCGCAGACCAUACGAAGCACAAGGGUAUAUAUCUAUCAUCGCUGAGCUGGUCUCUACUGACGAUAAUUUACUCACACUUCAAUAAGUACUUGUUUCCGUUGCUCAAGUCCACACUACAUCGACAAAUCCUGACAAGACAAGCAUGUCCACUCCUACAGCCCUUGUGGUUGGAGCGACAGGCCUGGUGGGUAGUCAGAUCCUCUCGGUGCUAAGGGCCGGCGCUCCCUCACCCUAUACCAGCGUCGAGGUACUUGCUCGACGUGCUCUGCCGCCAGCGGCGUCCGCCGAUGCUGCAGUGCCUGUCAAGGAAUUCACCGACGCCGACCUUACGAAAUGGGGACCUCAUCUUGCCUCCUCCUCACCCGCUGCCAGCACCUUUUUCUCGUCCCUAGCGACCACUAGAGCCACCGCCGGUGGCUUUGACAAGCAGUAUAAGUUGGAGCAUGACUUCAACCUGGACCUGGCGAAAACAGCCAAGGAGGCAGGCGUCAAGACUUUCGUUUUGAUCUCGUCUGGAGGUGCCGACGCCAAAUCCAUGUUCGGCUACCCGCGCAUGAAGGGCGAGAUCGAAGACCACAUCAAAGAGUUAUCGUUCGACCACACCAUUAUCCUCCGUCCUGGGCUCUUGCUAGGCCAUCGUCAAGAAAGCCGACCCACGGAAAAGAUUUUGCAGAAUCUCGCUUGGGGAAUGGGUCAUAUCCAUAGCAGUCUGAGAAAUGUCUGGGCCCAGGAUGCGGAGACGAUCGCCAGAGCAGCCGUGUUGACGGCGGCAAGGGCGGAGAAGGGGGAGAUCAAGGAGAAAGUGAUUGUCUUGGGACAGAGUGAUAUAAUUCGCAUUGGUGGGAAGGAGUGGAAAGAAUUGGCUCACUGAUUCAUGCAUCUUGAGCACAAUGAAGGAUUCGACCUCAUGCGGCGCAUUGGAGUUUGAUUGGCAGAAGGUGAUACCCAUAGUUUCUCUGCUCAGUCGGAGGUAGGCAAUCAGAAUGACUACCUAGGUAUAAUUAUGCACAGUGGCAGGUGUGUACACAACCUGGCUUCGACCACGACAGAUACUUACUAUCUACAACCCUGAUGCUUUUAGCAGAUGAGGCUGCUCAUACGCUUUGUUCUCCCUUUCCCUUCUC
Messenger RNA from Exophiala mesophila, 1284 nucleotides. RefSeq lists its product as uncharacterized. Bases 303 to 1031 code for a protein of 242 amino acids. The transcript has 2 exons. Gene Ontology annotation, cellular component: cytoplasm. Gene Ontology annotation, biological process: import into nucleus. The record is from RefSeq and is a predicted model, not a curated record. NCBI's taxonomy places the organism in Eukaryota, Fungi, Ascomycota, Eurotiomycetes, Chaetothyriales, Herpotrichiellaceae.